AUGGCGGACUACCACUUCGGAGGCUCAGAAGAGGAGAAUGCGGAGUUGAGGAAGCUUGAGCUCGAGCUGGUCGAGGACCCAGACAACUUUGAGACUUGGGAGAAGCUUGUGCGCGGCGCCGAGGCUCUUGAGGGCGGCAUCAAUCGCAACUCGAAUCCCCAAGCCAUCACCACCGUUCGCAACGUUUAUGAUCGCUUCCUUGCCAAAUUCCCUCUGCUUUUCGGAUAUUGGAAGAAAUAUGCCGAUCUAGAAUUCUCUAUUACCGGCACCGAAGCCGCAGAAAUGGUCUACGAAAGAGGUAUUGCAAGUAUCUCACCAUCUGUCGAUCUUUGGACCAACUACUGCUCCUUCAAGGCCGAGACCUCCCACGAUGCGGAUAUCAUUAGAGACCUUUUCGAACGCGGCGCAAACAGCGUUGGCCUUGACUUUCUUGCACACCCUUUCUGGGAUAAAUACAUUGAGUUCGAGGAGCGUGUGGAGGCCCAGGACAAAAUUUUUGCUCUCCUUGGUCGCAUCAUUCACAUUCCGAUGCACCAGUAUGCACGGUAUUUUGAACGUUAUCGCCAACUGGCACAGGCUCGCCCUCUAGCCGAGCUCGCUCCGGCGGAAACCAUGUCUCAGUUCCGCUCUGAGCUCGAAGCUGCUUCGGGACAUGUUCCUCCAGGGGCGAAAGCCGAGGCUGAGAUCGAGCGUGAUCUCCGAUUGCGUAUUGACAGUUAUCAUUUGGAGGUCUUCUCUCAGACUCAAACGGAGACUACAAAGCGUUGGACAUAUGAGUCUGAAAUCAAGCGGCCUUACUUCCAUGUCACUGAACUCGAUGAAAGUCAGCUGGGAAAUUGGAACAAGUAUCUUGACUUUGAAGAGACAGAGGGUUCAUUUAAUCGCAUUCAGUUCCUUUAUGAGCGAUGCCUCGUAACUUGCGCCCACUAUGAUGAGUUCUGGCUCCGUUAUGCCCGAUGGAUGGCUGCUCAAGCAGGCAAAGAGGAGGAGGUUCGAAUUAUCUACCAGCGGGCCAGCUAUCUCUACGUUCCUAUCGCGAAUCCCACAAUCCGCCUACACUAUGCCUACUUUGAAGAGAUGUCGGGUCGUACUGAUGUGGCCAAGGAUAUUCAUAGCGCCAUUCUCAUCAACCUCCCCAAUCAUGUCCAGACUAUCAUCUCUUUGGCGAACCUAUGCCGACGGAACGGCGGUCUCGAGGCAGCCAUUGAAGUCUAUAAGACUCAACUGGACUCACCUGAGUGCGAAAUGGGCACGAAGGCUGCUCUCGUCGCCGAGUGGGCUCGACUUCUAUGGAAGAUCAAAGGGUCUCCGGAUGAUGCUCGCAAGGUCUUCCAGGAGAACCAGCAGUAUUAUCUCGACAGCCAGCCUUUCUGGGCCAGCUAUCUCAUGUUUGAGAUUGAACAACCCACCAGUUCCUCUACUGAGUCGACCCAGUACGAUCGCAUCAAGCAAGUUAUCUCCGAUAUCCGCUCUAAGAGCACCCUCGUUUCUGAAAUCGUCAAGGAGCUAGUUCAAAUCUACAUGGCCUAUCUUCUCGAACGGGGGAUUAAGGACACUGCCAAGGAGUACAUGAUUUUGGACCGCGAGAUUCAUGGACCUGCCUCCGUCGCUGCUGCCCGCACUGGAGGCACUGUUGCGGUUCCCCCAACCCCGGCCGAUGCAACGCCUGUCGUCGCCCCUGUGUUGCAAACUAUCCCUGACCCUGGCGCUGCGGCGCAGGCGCAGGCGUACGCUUACUACCAACAGAGUCCUGUCAAUGGUGGCCCGGCUUCUUAG
Messenger RNA from Penicillium macrosclerotiorum, 1776 nucleotides. Its product is annotated as putative mRNA splicing protein (Prp39). The transcript is spliced from 4 exons. Bases 1 to 1776 code for a protein of 591 amino acids. Gene Ontology annotation, cellular component: U1 snRNP; commitment complex; U2-type prespliceosome. NCBI's taxonomy places the organism in Eukaryota, Fungi, Ascomycota, Eurotiomycetes, Eurotiales, Aspergillaceae. Gene Ontology annotation, molecular function: protein binding. Gene Ontology annotation, biological process: mRNA 5'-splice site recognition; RNA processing. The record is from RefSeq and is a predicted model, not a curated record.